UUUUUUCUGUCGCUGUAAGUAUGGAAAGAUUCUUAUGCCGAACUGUCUCACCCCGACCCCGCUCGUACUAAGCCGGGUUUUCUACAGUGAACAAAACGGCUGAUGUAUUGGGUGGUAGCGUGUUUCGUGAAAACAACAGCCAUAUCAAAACAGAAAUGGCAACUGAGUCACGGAUCCUCACCCUGCGGAACCUCGUUUCCGGGAACGAGCUCGAGUUCGACCUCGGACAAGAGCAGCAAUUCAUCUCGAUAGACGAUUUGAAGCGGCUGAUUGCCAAAGCGGACGCGAAAGACCGGAACCAGGAGGACCCUGGGCUGUACGCAUACCAACGCGUGGAGAUCUGUGUGCGCGAAGAUCGAGAGCACCUGCUCCUGUCCAGCUGCCUGGCGCCCACCCAAGCGGGAGAUGACGCAAAGCCUCCUGUUACGGACGACGGCGCUGGCACCGAGCUGGAGGGCAAGGAGAGCAGACCGUAUGCCGCUCCGCCAAGCGGUGACAAGGAAGAUGCUGACUUCCUCGUGAUGGCCGAAACAGACCGUGAUAUGCCGGAGGACCGGAAGGACAGGAUGUCCGAUGCGGACAGCAACAGCUUGUCUGCCCGUUGCAGCGAAGAGAACGUGGCCUACCGGCACCUGCUCGUCGAGUAUGAUCGGACCGCGAAGUCGCCGGACUUUCUCAUCAAUGUGGCGGAAGCACUUGCUGUCGAGGACCCUUUCAAGUUCUACUUGCUGCCCAGCGAACCCUUUCCCGACCGGGCCACGCUGGACGAUGCGGUGAUCGCCCUGGCGGGAUGCUCCUUCUCGCCGCGCGAAGGUGAUCCUUUUUGGGAGGGUUUUUUUCGAGCGUUUCCGCCGGGAACCACCGCGGAGGAGAUCCAGAAUGAGUCGCGGGCCCACCUCCGCGAGAUCGUCUGUGUCCGCGGCCCCUUUGUGUCUUGGAAUGUUUCGCUCGUGCCCGAUGUUUCCGAGCUUUUCCGCCCGCUGCCUUGGUUCAACGAAAACAUUGCAGACUGGCGGGUCGGCGGGUGCACGAGGAUGACCUCGCUGUUUGAUCAGUGCUCCGAAUUCAACAGUGAUAUCUCGCACUGGGACGUCAGUUGCGUGACAGACAUGAGUUACAUGUUUGACAGCUGCUCUCGCUUCAACCAACCCAUUGGAAGCUGGAACGUGGCGAACGUGCAGCGGAUGGAGUCCAUGGUACUGCAUAAAAAAUCUGGCUCUCGUCCCGCCACUACAACUGUCUGCAUAAUGGAGAUAAGUACUGCUAGACAAAGUUUUUCGUCAUCUUGGUACGCUUGAUCAUACUGUUUGAAGCACCACUGAGUACAUCACAGUGCCAAUCGGAUGAACAAGUGAGUGGUAUUAAGUCCCUCUAGUAGCGGACGGGCUUCUCUUCCAUAUCUUUUCGCAAAGUGUAGGGAGUUCGACCAGCCGCUGGGCGGCUGGGACGUGUCGAGCGUACAGACGAUGACCAGCAUGUUUUACGACUGUGUCAAGUUCAACCAAGACUUGAGUUCUUGGGACGUGCGCCGGGUGCGGGAUUUCAGUUACAUGUUCAAUGGGGACCACCUCGACUCCUUGCCCUUCGAUGGUGACAUCAGCGGGUGGCAGGUGCACGAAAAUGCAAAUGUUUUCCGGAUGCUAAUUCGGUGUGCCAACUUCUCCCACACUUUGGCGCAGUGGCCGCGGCACCAGCGUGAGAAGGUACUGAAGGACCUUGCCGACGCACAAGAGUGGCUCCGCAAGCAACUCGCACAAGCACUCCAAGAUGAAUCAUGAUCAGUGAGAUGUGUGAUGAUGUCCCAGCUCGCAGUCACGAACUGCAGCCGGUGUGGGGUGUAGUGGUUGAUUGUGAUAUAAGAAGUUCGAUCCCGAACGAAGAGAGAAGUUCGAAGAUCCCGAACGAAGAGCAGCAAAAUUUCAUGUUCUGGACACGGUGAAUCACUUGCCGCGAAGGACAAAUAGCAUUACUUAUACCACAGUACUCCACGAAGCCCACUACACGCACAAUGAGAUUAGUCUUGCGACCAGGAGUUGAUGAAAAUGAUGGUGGUACUUAAGCACAGUUGUGUCUGGGAUUUGAUGCCAUUGUAGUUCUACUUUUCCAUUGACGGAUUAUCGGGCGAUAAAAGCAUCAAAUUUAUUCGUUGAAAAGCGCAUGACAAACUACGUCAUCUUUCUUGUAGUUGUUCCUCUUCUAAUGCUUUUACGCUGCUGCGCCGAGAAGAGACACGGACAAAACAGCAGCAAGGCUGAGAGAAUUCAGAGCCAGGGAACUGCGAGCACCUAUUCAUUGUGUGCGCGUUGAGUUUGACUUUGAAACCUAUCCGCGCUUUAUUGUGUUGUUGCGAAACUGGAGCUUGAGG
Messenger RNA from Amoebophrya sp. A120, 2365 nucleotides. NCBI's taxonomy places the organism in Eukaryota, Dinophyceae, Syndiniales, Amoebophryaceae. The record is from the annotation of a GenBank genome assembly.